Messenger RNA from Dipodomys ordii (Ord's kangaroo rat), 3583 nucleotides. RefSeq names its product casein kinase 1, alpha 1 (gene Csnk1a1). Lineage: Eukaryota; Metazoa; Chordata; Mammalia; Rodentia; Heteromyidae. The record is from RefSeq and is a predicted model, not a curated record. Bases 165 to 1022 code for a protein of 285 amino acids. Gene Ontology annotation, cellular component: nucleus; cytoplasm. Gene Ontology annotation, molecular function: ATP binding; protein serine/threonine kinase activity. The transcript is spliced from 12 exons. Gene Ontology annotation, biological process: negative regulation of canonical Wnt signaling pathway; peptidyl-serine phosphorylation; signal transduction.
GGAGCUUUCACUUCCUCCUCGAAGUGGCAGUGAAGCUAGAAUCUCAGAAGGCCAGGCAUCCCCAGUUGCUGUACGAGAGCAAACUCUAUAAGAUUCUUCAAGGUGGGGUUGGCAUCCCCCACAUACGGUGGUAUGGUCAGGAAAAAGACUAUAACGUGCUAGUCAUGGAUCUUCUGGGACCCAGCCUUGAAGACCUCUUCAAUUUCUGUUCAAGGAGGUUCACAAUGAAAACUGUACUUAUGUUAGCUGACCAGAUGAUCAGUAGAAUCGAAUAUGUGCAUACAAAGAAUUUUAUACACAGAGACAUUAAGCCAGAUAACUUCCUAAUGGGUAUUGGGCGUCACUGUAAUAAGUGUUUAGAAUCUCCAGUGGGGAAGAGGAAAAGAAGCAUGACUGUUAGUACUUCUCAGGACCCAUCUUUCUCAGGAUUAAACCAGUUAUUCCUUAUUGAUUUUGGUUUGGCCAAAAAGUACAGAGACAACAGGACAAGGCAACACAUACCAUACAGAGAAGAUAAAAACCUCACUGGCACUGCACGAUAUGCUAGUAUCAACGCACAUCUUGGUAUUGAGCAGAGUCGCCGAGAUGAUAUGGAAUCAUUAGGAUAUGUCUUGAUGUAUUUUAAUAGAACCAGUCUGCCAUGGCAAGGACUAAAGGCUGCAACAAAGAAACAAAAAUAUGAAAAGAUUAGUGAAAAGAAGAUGUCUACUCCUGUUGAAGUUUUAUGUAAGGGGUUUCCUGCAGAAUUUGCCAUGUACUUAAACUAUUGUCGUGGACUGCGCUUCGAGGAAGCCCCGGAUUACAUGUACCUGAGGCAGCUAUUUCGCAUCCUUUUCAGGACCCUGAACCACCAAUAUGACUACACAUUUGAUUGGACAAUGUUAAAGCAGAAAGCCGCACAGCAGGCAGCCUCUUCCAGUGGGCAGGGUCAGCAGGCCCAAACCCCCACAGGCAAGCAAACUGACAAAACCAAGAGUAACAUGAAAGGUCUUAAAGAUGAGAAGUUGGAUCCACUGAGUUAGAAUGUUCCCUUGAAAAAGAAAAAUUGUAAUUAAACAUAAGUUUGAUCCUUAUUUUUGCAUUGUACCUAUUUUUUUUAUAAAAGUAACUUGAAAUGUUAUAAUAUCUAAUUACAUAUGACACAGGGCUGUUAAAAAUUACUACAUGAACAUGGACUUGUAUAGUUCUGAAAAAUUAGAUUUUUUUCAGCACAUAAUUACCUGUCAUUGACUACUCUCAAAGAUGGAUGUCCAAGGCAUGCGUGCUUGUAGUUCCAUUUACUUAGGAGGCUGAGGCAGGUAGAUCAUUUGACCCUGGGAGUUGAAGGCCAGUCUGGGAAAUCUGUGGGGACACCUACAUAUAAACCCUCAUCUCAAAAAAAAAAGAGAAAUAGAUGAAUUACUCUACAUUUUUACUAAAGUAUUGCUUGCUGCUGAAAUAAGCCACUCUACAGAAUGCCAGCAGUAAAACGGUUUCUACUCUGGUGUCUUGAAAACUUUUUUUUUGGUAAUGUAUCUAAGUUAGUGCUCAGCUAUCCUGGUAAGCUGAGAUAGAAGAUCCUGAGUCCAGUAUCUAAGAAAGGCUAUAUAAAAAAGCAUGUUUUCUUUGUAUCUGCAUUUGUGAUAACAACAGUAUAUUACAUUUUCCUAGUUCUUUAAUCUCUGUAAUGUCCACUUAGCAAGUGUGAGGCGAAGAAAUAAAAUAAUUUUUAAAAUGUGUUUGUGUGUGUGUGUAUAUAUGUAUAUAUACACACAGACAUACAUAUGUAUACUUUCUUCCUUCAAAAAUUAAGGAAUCUUAACAAUGCACUCUAUUCACAGAUUGGCUUAUUUGGCUAAUAUGAGCUUUGUUACAUGAUAGUAGAUUUUUGUCUUGAUUACUUUCAAUUCAUUCAUUUAAUGUUCAUUGUGAUAUAUACUAGCUUUUCAAUACCCAAGUACUAUGAAAUUUUACUUACUUGUUUUUAUCAUGUUAAUUAUAUAUAUAAUUCAUACUUAGCCACUGUUCUAGAUCUAUUCCCUUUUCUUUACAUGCCAAGUACUUUCAGCCACUUUUCAGGAUUGAGGGCAGGCUCAACUGGUAAAGCACCAGUCUAGCAAGCACAGACUCUGAGUUGAAUUGGGGAGCAGGGGGGAGGUAGAGAAAUCAUUUUAGACAUUUAGAAUCCAGUUAUGGUCAAAUGCUGAUGCUCAUGCCUAUAAACCCUAGCUACUUAGGAGGCUGAAAUCUGAGGCUCACAGUUUGAAGCUAGCCUAACAUUAAAAGUUCAGGCGACUUUAAUAAAAAGUUCAAUUAAUAGGCAAAAAGCCAGAAGUAGAGGUGUGAUUCAAGUGAUAGAGCACCAACGUUCAGCAAAAAGGCCAAGCAAGAAUGAAAAGCCCUGAGUUCAAGCUCCAGUGCAUGCAUGCAAACAAAUCUAGUUAAUGGUGGAACAUAAGAGAUUGAUGCUGGUGGACUGUGAGUUCAAGGCAACCUAGGUCUUCAUGAGACUGUCUCAAAAAAAGAAUAAACUAAUUUCUUUAGUUGUUGUCAAGGUCAGGGGAGAAUUUCAGGAACACUAAAGCCAAAGACAAAUCCUCACAUAGUAAUUCUACACUUUGCUACUGUCACCAACUUGCUCACCAUCCCAGCCAGUGUAUUAACUACCCUGAGUGGAUGUCAAAAUUAUUGGCAUAAAAAAAGAUUAGAAAUAUUUUCCCAUCUUUUCAUAUCUAUGGUCUUCCUCUAAUUACCUGCCAGUGUUUAUGUGGCUUCACCUAGCAUUUAUGUCAAGCUUAAUUUUUUCUGAUCUCAAUAAUUGCUGCCGGGAACAUACCUGAUAGUCAGCAGCAUACUCAGAUCAUAGGGAAACACCUUAACGUACUUGGGAGAGACUGGUCUGUUCGGAGAAGUAUCAGGAUACCACGUCUUGCUGAAAUCUUGACUUUGUGGCAGCUUUUAAUUUAACUAUGGACAGUAAAGCUGGAGAGAGAAAUGAUUCAACAGGAAAUGAAGAUUGAGAGUCCAAGAGUUGAUUUGAGGUGAUCUGGAGCCUGUGUUUUCAAACUUGCUGCACCUGUAAGAACUUUUCAGCUUGUCAAAUUGUCUGGAUGAUACGACUUGACAGCUGUCAGAGAACCCAGAAGUAUAACUGUUGCUGUGCCUCCCUGCUCUACAGACAUAAUACAGACCAUCUACCAGUUGGAGAAGGAUUCAUUUGGAACAGGAACAAUAGGAUUUAUGAUAUGACUGAAGUUGCAUUCUUGAACUUUUUGAAGUCCCAAGAUACCAUUCUUUCUGCAAGAUAGAAGUCAAAGACUAAAGCACACUGGGGAGAAGAAUGAUUAUUAAUACUUGAAGAUUGAAUCUUGAAUAUUUGCUGAACAUGUCAAGCCUUUUGCUUCUUCAAUAACAUUGUAGGACAGUGAAGUAUUCUACCAUUGACUCCCUGAAGAGCUAAGCUGGAUUUGGCUGCUGUUUCCUACCAGGAAUAUUGUCAAUCUGGCCUUUAACAAUCCCAUAAUUAAUUAUAUAUAUCACUAACUGACCCAACAGCUCUGAACAGAUACAAGUCUUAUCCAGAACUUCCCUAUAAUUCAAGACA